Messenger RNA from Drosophila rhopaloa, 1803 nucleotides. It is a transcript of the gene ZnT35C, whose product is annotated as zinc transporter 2. Gene Ontology annotation, biological process: zinc ion transmembrane transport; response to zinc ion. Gene Ontology annotation, molecular function: zinc ion transmembrane transporter activity. The record is from RefSeq and is a predicted model, not a curated record. The coding region runs from base 148 to 1608 and encodes 486 amino acids. The transcript is spliced from 8 exons. NCBI's taxonomy places the organism in Eukaryota, Metazoa, Arthropoda, Insecta, Diptera, Drosophilidae. Gene Ontology annotation, cellular component: plasma membrane.
GCAUCUGAAGCAGUGGAGGAUAUGUGAUCGCGCAUAUAGUGUAGAAAACACUUGUCGCUCGAAUCUUGUGUUGUAACGUGGCUGCUGUCGUCUGUUUGUGUCUUUAAUUGUUAAAAAAAUAAAAAAUAAUAUAAAAUUCAGAAAAUAAUGUCCAAGAACGAGGAUACACCGAUUGCUAAACGCAACUCGGAUCGGACGCGUCGGAGCAACUAUGGCACGGCUCCCUCGUUCCACCUGCUGGAGCAGGGACAACCAGGUGCGAACGGAGGCAUUGGCAAUGGCAACAACAAUCACCCGGCAACGCCCUCGACACCUGCGCAAAUUUUUUGUUUACACGGGCGGUCCAACAACGUUGAAGUCCGAGAUCACUGUCAUCGGGCCCGCAGCGAGGGCGUGGACGUGAAGGCUCGCCGGAAACUGAUCAUAGCUAGCAUCCUCUGUUUGGUCUUCAUGAUUGCCGAAAUCGUGGGUGGCGUCCUAUCGAACAGUCUGGCCAUCGCAACAGACGCCGCACAUUUGCUCACCGAUUUCGCCAGUUUUAUGAUCUCGUUGUUUGCCAUCUGGAUUGCCGGACGCCCAUCUACGCAGCGGAUGUCCUUCGGCUGGUAUCGGGCUGAGGUUAUUGGCGCCAUGGCCUCCGUCUUCAUGAUCUGGGUCAUCACAGGGAUUCUCGUCUGGCUGGCCAUCGGACGUCUAAUUAGCGGCGACUAUGAAGUGAAUGCGAAGAUCAUGCUGAUCACCUCGGGCCUGGCUAUCUUGGUAAAUGUCAUAAUGGGCGUCCAACUGCAGCACGGUCAUUCGCAUGGCUUGGGAGGAGGUGGUGGUGGUGGGCAUGGCCACAGCCACGGCGGUGGCUCCAAGAAGCCCAAGAAGAAGACCCCCGCAUCCAUUCCAUCCCACGCCCAUGCCACGUCCACGCCCUGCUCCGCCUCGCCCAACCAGCGGAUUGAGGGGGGCGUGGCCUUUGCGCCCGAGGAUGCCGAAUUGCCCGGCAGCGGACUGCCAACGUUCUCCUACCAAAAUGCCAAGCUGGUGGAUCCCGCUUUGGAUUUGGAAAUUGCCGCCGUUUUGGCCGAGACAGCACCCGGAUCACAUCAUCACGGCGGAGCGGCUGGACGCGAGGCGGUCAACAUGAAUGUCCGGGCCGCCCUCAUCCAUGUGAUUGGCGACGUCAUCCAGAGCGUGGGCGUUUUUGUGGCCGCCGGCGUCAUCUACUUUUGGCCGGAGUACUCCAUCGUUGAUCCCAUUUGCACGUUUGUGUUCUCCAUCAUUGUCCUCUUCACCACGUUCACGAUUAUGAAGGAUGCCCUGCUGGUGCUUAUGGAGGGGACGCCCAACUACAUGCACUAUGCCGAGGUGCUGCAGAUAUUCCAAGGCAUCGAGGGCGUUGAGCGGGUGCACAAUUUGCGCAUCUGGGCGCUGAGCAUUAAUAAAGUGGCGCUAUCUGCGCAUUUGGCCAUUGCAACCAAUGCCAAUCCGAAACGAAUCCUGGAUGCAGCCACCUCGGCGGUUCACUUGCGCUACAACUUCUUCGAAACGACCAUCCAGAUCGAGGACUAUGUGGCCACAAUGGAGAAUUGCCAGCAGUGCAAUGUGCCGGAGAAGUAGGACUCUACUGUGCAACACUCUACCCCCAAAUAUGAUAAUAUAAUACGAUGUAUAUUCAAUAUUUAUUUUGCUGUACGUCAGAUAAGAGUGACACCCUGUCCAUGCAUGUAAUGGGUCAACAAAAUCCUGAUGCCGACUAUACCCGGUAAACAAAUCAACUACUUAAUAUAAUAAUAAAAUUGGCGUUGAUUUUUC